Canariomyces notabilis is the source of this 1785-nucleotide messenger RNA. RefSeq lists its product as uncharacterized. The record is from RefSeq and is a predicted model, not a curated record. NCBI's taxonomy places the organism in Eukaryota, Fungi, Ascomycota, Sordariomycetes, Sordariales, Chaetomiaceae. Gene Ontology annotation, cellular component: SMN complex; nucleus. The transcript is spliced from 3 exons. Gene Ontology annotation, biological process: spliceosomal snRNP assembly. Bases 250 to 1785 code for a protein of 511 amino acids.
UCUUGAGGAUUGCUUCAGCCAAGGGGUUCAAUAGGUAACGAUAUAAAGACAUAUAUACAUGAGCUACACUAAUGAUCGUUAUAUCCGAGUUUGUUAUGUCAGAUAUCGUCAUACAGGAGGUUUACCUACAAGGUAUUGCAGGCUACAACGGGCCAUCCAACUGUAAUCCCAAAGUUGAAGUGGAAUCUCCCAAACCUCGAACCUGGACAGCUUUCCGCUUCGAGAUAUUUCAUUGUGUAGCCAUCGAGAAUGGCGUCGAAGCGCGACUAUAUCUCGGAUAAUGACGACCCGUCUCAGCCGUCUAGCAAACGACAGCGCCGUCAGCAGAGUCAGAAAUCAUCAAAACAUGCUGAAAAUAAACGCGAUCCCACGUACGGCCAGCGAGCCGCGUUCCCUGGCCUCAAUGACCGCGAGCCCGCACAACUGACCGACGAUGAUUUGGAGUUUGAGGAAGAUGCAGAUGCCAUUGCAUAUCUCAGAUCCGUUCGACAAGAAGCAAGCAGCGUCCCAACUGUGCUAGUUGCGCCGCGAGCCGGGCCGCUGCUCCCUCCCCAUCUCCAAAACGCCGAAGAUGGCGUAGACAGAAGCCUCUACGACAACGGUGUAGGCGACUCGCGUGGGUACUACCAUGACGGCGCGUACACCGCCGCGCCCGAUCCCGACCUCUCCACUCCCUCGUCGCCCUUCGAACCAGGCGAAUACCACCACCACACCUCCAGCACUAAUUCCGAUGCAGCAGCAGAUCCGGACGUCAUCGCGCGCAACGCCGCGGCGCUGCGAAAAGCCUACUUCGACUCGCUCACCGCGCAGUUCCUCACCCUGCGCUCUCUGCUCCACCAAACCCCGCCGCCGGAACUGGUCGCCUCGCUACCCAAGGAGCACGGCACCUACGUGGGAUCAUUUGGGGCGCACUCGCCGACGUUCCGGGUGUGGACGCGGCGCAUCCGGCACACGGACCCGCUGCCUGCGCAGGUGGCGGCGCUGGACCGGCAGAGCGUGCUCAAGCUUGUGCGCGUCAUACUCGGUGGCAAGUUCAUCCGGCGGGGCUACGAGCUGCGCGAGCGCACCAGCCGCUGGAUCUGGGCGCUGCUCGCCCGCCUGCCCGACAGCGGUCAGAUGGACUACCGCGAGGUGGCCUGGGUGCGCGAGCUGGGCAAGAGGGCCGUGCUCAUGAUGAUGAGCAUCGCGCAGAUGGCGGCGUUGAGGGAGGAGGUUGGGGACGAGUUGGAUGGUGGUGAAUCCUUGCAUGAUGACGGUGAGGAUGAAGAGGAGGAAGCACAGUACAUUGCGGACUUGGUGGUUGAUGAUGACGAUGAGGAGAGUGCUGGGGCCGAAAUUUCCAAAUCAGGCUUGACGACGGUUAACAACAGUGAACCUCAGCCGCCGGUUGUUGAAACCCCUGCUCGUCUCGCUGACCCUCCUGCCAGCGAUCAAGGUGACGAGGUUGAGAUGGACAUGAGUACCGAUGACGGGGAGAUUCACGAUGAGCCAGCCGCGGCCGAGGGCAAUCAAGAUAUGCAGGCUGAGAUUGCAGCGGCCAAAGCACGGCUCCUGGCACGUCUCGAUGAUCCUACAGAUGCAGAACAAGACGAUUCUGCAGCAGGUGUCGAGACAAAUGAUACUGACCGCAACGGAUUGGAAAAUGGCGACGAGAGCGCUGUGUUUGAUGAGACAAGGGCGCGGAUCAACAUGCGAGCCACUCUCAACAUGAUAUUGACAGUCGCUGGUGAGUUUUACGGGCAAAGGGACCUGCUGGAGUUCCGGGAUCCUUUCCCCAUGCUGUAA